AUGUACACCUACACUCCCACUCACCGUUUCCUCGUUCUCUCUGCUGUCUCAUCAGCUCCAUUCAACCCCGCAAACAAGUUCCUUGUCUUGUCACCCACCGAGUCUGGCCCGGACCCUCGUAUCUAUGAUGAGCAGGCCGUGGCUGAAUCUUCUUCCACCGGAGAAAUCAGCCCUAAGAUGGUCCCCAAGUCGCACCGCUCAGACAGUUCCUCGUCUGUCUCCUCCAUGGAGUCCCAGUCUGACAUCCUUCCAAGUGGAUUCCUUUACCUCGGUCACACUUCUCGACGCUACUCCACAAUCUCCCAGUGA
This is a messenger RNA of Penicillium malachiteum, 309 nucleotides long. RefSeq lists its product as uncharacterized. The transcript has a single exon. Bases 1 to 309 code for a protein of 102 amino acids. Lineage: Eukaryota; Fungi; Ascomycota; Eurotiomycetes; Eurotiales; Aspergillaceae. The record is from RefSeq and is a predicted model, not a curated record.